Molecule: messenger RNA, 818 nt
Organism: Lobosporangium transversale
Lineage: Eukaryota; Fungi; Mortierellomycota; Mortierellomycetes; Mortierellales; Mortierellaceae
Product: prosome, macropain 26S subunit non-ATPase 9
Exons: 6
Coding region: 40-699 (219 amino acids)
Biological process (GO): proteasome regulatory particle assembly
Cellular component (GO): nucleus; cytoplasm
Molecular function (GO): protein binding
Source: RefSeq, a predicted model, not a curated record
CUUCAUUCCAAAGAAAGUUGCAGCAAACAAAGAUAAACCAUGGAUAACACACAGUCAGAAGCCAUGAAAAAGGCACAGGAGUUAAUCAAGCAGAAAGACGAUAUUGAAGCCGAGAUCAGAAAGGCACAAGAGGAGCUUCAAUCGCAAAAAGUGGGCAUGAAUGAAAAGUUGGUCGAUAACAACGGUUUCCCGCGCUCGGAUAUUGAUCUGGUGUUGGUCACAACAGCACGUUCUAACAUCGUCAGGCUAAAGAACGACCACAAAGCUAUUAUGGACAAGAUUGAAGAAGCUCUUCAUGCUGUCCACGCAGAAGCUCUCGCUGAGAAGCAACGUUCGAGCAAUAUGGCUAAUACACAGUCAGCAUCAACAUCUGUCGCUGACAAACGAACUGGAACAAAACAGGAUAGCAACGAGGAGUCCUUGAUUCCAUUCGCGCGUGUGAAUGCAGUAGCGCCAGAUUCUCCUGCUAAAGAUGCUGGUCUCAUGCAAGGUGAUCGGAUCGUGGCAUUCGGAACUAUCAAUAUCAAAACCUCUAACAUCAUGGCCUCAUUAAGUGAGCAUGUUCAGUCACGAGAAAAUAAACCCAUUAUAGUCAGGGUACUUCGAGGAGUGUCCACUGAAUUGCACUCACUGAUUCUGGUGCCGAAGCAAGGCUGGGGUGGCCGCGGUCUUUUAGGAUGUCACAUUGUGCCCGCUUAACUUUGUCGAACCCACUCACUUCCUUCUCCUCGCACUGAUACAGGUGAUUAGUAGUCGAUUUUAAUUAUCGGGAAUGAUUAGAAAUAAUAACUGUGACUACAAUAAAAAGAGAGGAAGGC